This is a messenger RNA of Microcebus murinus (gray mouse lemur), 2243 nucleotides long. Lineage: Eukaryota; Metazoa; Chordata; Mammalia; Primates; Cheirogaleidae. The record is from RefSeq and is a predicted model, not a curated record.
UUCACCAUUUAAGACCUUAGCCCUGUCACCACCUCGGGUUGAAUCAGGCGCCUGUGCUCUGGGUUCCUUGUCCCACUGGGAUUAGAGCAUUGCGCGGCAGUUGUUGGUUUACUUCUUACGGGAAAGUGAGCUCCUUAAAAAAUAAGGACUGUGUUUCAAUCCAGGAUUUGGCACAUAGUUCAGCUGUUUGUAUACCUCUCCGGAUACCUAAAACCUGAUCACAUUUUUCCUUGGCCGGACUGCCUUCCUGGUAUCUAACCAUGCAGCGGAGAUCAAGAGGGAUUAAUACUGGCUUUAUUCUGCUCCUUUCUCAAAUCUUCCAUGUUGGGGUCAACAAUAUCCCACCUGUCACCCUAGCCACUUUGGCUCUCAACAUGUGGUUGUUCUUGAGUCCCCUGAAGCCGCUGCACAGCUCCUGCCUCAGCGUGGAGAGGUGUUACCAGCAUAAAGACUGGCAGCGUUUGCUGCUGUCUCCCCUUCACCACGCCAGCGACUGGCAUUUGUACUUCAACAUGGCAUCCAUGCUCUGGAAAGGAAUACAUCUGGAAAGAAGACUGGGAAGUAGAUGGUUUGCCUAUGUCAUCACCACAUUUUCCCUACUCACUGGGGUGGUGUACCUGCUCCUGCAGUUUGCUCUUGCUGAAUUUAUGGGCGAGCCUGAGUUCAGAAGGAACUGUGCCGUGGGUUUCUCAGGAGUUUUGUUUGCUUUGAAAGUUCUUAACAACCAUUAUUGCCCUGGAGGCUUUGUCAACGUUUUGGGCUUUCCUGUACCCAACAGAUUUGCUUGUUGGGCCGAACUUGUGGCGAUUCAUUUAUUAUCACCAGGGACUUCCUUCGCCGGGCAUCUGGCCGGGAUUCUUGUUGGACUAAUGUACACUCAAGGGCCUCUGAAGAAAACCAUGGAGGCAUGUGCAGGCAUUUUCCCCUCCAAUACUGGUUACUCAGGACAGCAGUACUACUUUAAUAGUUCAGGCCAUUCUGGAUAUGAGAAUCAUUAUCCGUAUGGCAGGCCAGGCUACUAUGAAGAAGCACCCAGGAACUACGAUGUAUACACAGCAGGACUGAGUGAGGAGGAACAGCUGGAGAGAGCAUUAAGAGCCAGCCUUUGGGACCGAGGAAAUACCAGAAACAGCCCACCGCCUUACGGGUUUCGUCUCUCUCCAGAAGAAGAGAUGAGGAGACAGCGGCUUCACAGAUUCGAUGGCCAGUGAGGUGGCACCGGGGCCGGGGAAGACAUGGUCUAGUCAUGUAAUUAUUGCCCUUUCGGUUCAUUCCCCGGGCACCUAGUUGGUUUCAAACAAAAGCGGAGUGCACCGUUACCGCCCCAGACGGCUGCCAUCUGCCUUGAACUCCGUCCUGUGUCCCCGUGAGUGUAGAUUCACAAGCCGGACGACGGCUCGUUCUGGGAGCGGCCCCUUCUCCUGGCCUCCUCCUCUCUCACACGCAGGCCACUUCCUCAACCCAGGGACAGGUUUCCACACUCCGUCCUCUCACUGCUGACUCGGCGCUGCCUCUGCUUUGUUUGACUUUUGAAGACUGUGACCUUCACCGGGAGGUUUUAGUUCACCGGUCGGGAAGCCCAGUCCCCCGCUCUGCCUGGAGUGCCUCGUGUUUGACUUGGCAGCAGGUGAGGACCGUCCCCUCGUCCUACUGGCAGGUUGCCCUGGUGGCUGUCCAGGAACGGGGAGUGGCUGGCCUGGCGGGAUGCUGCUCUGUCCCUCCUCACCCAGCGGCCUCAGCUGCUCAGGCCCCCGCGUCCGCGUGGCGUUUUCAGUGCGUCUCUUCGCUCUCGUACUGCCCCGCCUUUAUAUUUUAAUAUUAAUAGAAUGUUUUACUGAAAAAAGUGUAAGAAAGGUCGGGAAGACACCUACACACUCCAUUAGAUAUCAGGUGGCCCCGGCAGUUUAGGUUGAUAGCCGCCUCUCCAGUGGCAAUAUGUGCCCCCAGGAGAUGGGACUUGUCAUUUAACUCAACAGCAAAGUAGCCACAGGUGCCACCUACAGAGUAGAGCAAAGGCAUCCAGUGGCUCAGUCACCAGAAAGUUUUCUUACAGAAAGUAUUUUUUUUUUUCUUCAUAAAAGUGCCUCUUAAUUGGCCACCGUAGCAGCCACCUUUCCUGGCCAAGUGUUCAAAACAUGCUCUGGGUCCUGCAAUGUUACAAUCCGCAUAUUGUCUGUCCAGGUCAUUUAAGGUGUUUCCUGGUGCUUGUGUCUCAUGAAUAAAAGGACAAAGUCAAAACAUGA